UUGUCACUUAAUGUUCUCAGCUGCUAAACUGAUUUCUUUAGUUCCUUGCUCCUGCAUUUCUGUACAGCAGAGAGUUCAUUAUUUAGAACCCCCAUAUUAAUCUUCCAGAUGGUUUCUCACAGCUUCACUUCUGGACAGCAUUGGCUUAAUUAACAACCCCUCUCCAAAAUUCAUACUCAGUUCUCUGACUUCUAAGUCUAUCACAAAUCACAACAGUGUGCCCUUUCUUCUUUCAUUACUCUUUCCCAAGUUUUGCUUCAUGUUCCUCAUUGCGUGUAUAUACCAAUAUAUACCUACCGCAGGCAUGUGAAGGGCACCGUCUCUUCUUCAUUACUCACUUUCAAUUCCAUUGUCAUGUGAGCCGAGCUUUGAAGUAUGAAAUUGAGGCAAAGUGAGGGGUUUGGAGGUGAUUUAUACGGUUUUUGGCACAAGGAAUCUGCUUCUUCUUUCUUGUGGCCCUCUGGAGUGGAGGGGAUUGCUUUCAGUUAUUUGCACACAACAGAGAGAGAGAGAGAGAGAGUCAGUCGUUGCCGAAGAAGCAUAAAUCCACGAGGGGGUGUAGUUGCUGCCAUGGAAGGAAGGUCGAGAGAUUGCUGAUCGUGAAUGGGGGAUGAGAAGGGAAAGCUUGAUCCACGCCUCUAAGGAAUGAACCGGCGGCCGUUGCAGAGAAGAAGAAGGGAGCUUGGAGCCCUAGUGGCACUCUUUGCCACAUGGGCUUGGCUCCCCUUAGGCCUUCUCAAGAAUAAGGUCCAGAAGUCGGGCCUUACAGACAUGCUGCUGCUCAUCAGUUUCAAUUUUCAGAGGGCACGCAUUUGUGGGUAGUGGAGAAGUUGAGCUCUUUUGGAUCCAGUGGUUUUGAAGCUGCAGAAUGUUGAAAUGUUAUCGGCAUCAGCAAUGCUGGCUGCUGUAAUCAGAAGUGUUUCGAGUUUGCUGCUCUGUGCUUCCCCCUACUCCUAGCAGAUGACAUCAUCGCCGUCAACUGCGGCUCCUCUGGCAACUCAACUGCUCUAGAUGGCCGCCAAUGGACCGGCGACGUUGCUUCCAGAUACAUCAUUUUGCAACGAUCUAGAGGCAGACGCAAAUUGGUAAGCUCCUCUCCCGUUGGAAAGCACCUAAUUCCUCCUCCUCCUCCUCCUCCUGUCCCCUACAUGACCGCCCAGAUUUCUCGGUCCACAUUCACCUACACUUUCCAUUUCACUUCGGGCCAAAAAUUCAUCCGCCUACAUUUCUACCCAACUGAAUAUCCUGGCUUCGAGAGGUCCAAGGCCUUUUUUACUGUAAAAGCCGGUCCCUAUACCCUCCUCAGCAACUUCAGUGCUGCCCUUACCGCUGAUGUUUUGGCCUUACCAUCAUUUGCUAAAGAAUUUUGCGUACAUGUGGAAGAUAGUCAACCAUUAAUCCUAACAUUUUCUCCCUCUUCAGAGGAAGCCUAUGCUUUUGUCAAUGGGAUUGAGAUUGUCUCGAUCCCAACUGGAUUAUAUCAUUCCCGUGAGGGUGAUGAUCCAGGUGUACACGCUGUUGGCAAGAAAUUUAGAUACCCGAUCUUCUUGGAUACAAGCUUUGCACUUGAGACAGUGCAUCGGUUAAAUGUUGGCGGAAGCUCCAUUUUACCCAUAGAGGAUAUUGGCUUGUUCCGGGAGUGGUUUGAGGACUCCAAUUAUUUCUUAGAAUCAAGGGCCAUGCCGGUUACUACCACAAUUCGGAUCAACUACUCAGUUAUACCCACAUACUCUGCCCCUACGAGAGUUUACCAAACAUCCCGGUCAAUGACUCGGGACGUGCAAGCGAAGGAGCGUAUCAGUUUUACGUGGAAACUACCUGUAGAUCAAGGUUUCAGGUACCUGCUCAGGUUCCAUUUCUGUGAGCUUGAGUACGAGAUUAAAGAAGUUGGCCAAAUGGAGUUCAGCAUAUUCAUUGAUAAUCAGAUUGUUGAGGCUAAUGCUGACCUUAUCAAAUGGGCUGGUGGAAAUGGCAUUGCAGUGUACAGAGACUACAUGGUGAUGAUGGAAGGAGAUCGGACAGAGGGCAAGCGCGAUAUGACAAUAACUCUAAGCCCUCACAAGAGCCACGACGACAAGGGGAACAUGGAACACAGUACUGAUGCAAUUCUAAAGGGGCUGGAGGUGUUCAAGUUGAGCAACCCUGACAACAACCUUGCCGGGGUGAACUUGGUUCCUAUUGCACAGGUUUUGACAUCUCAUAAUUCAAACCCUCAGAAGUUAGUGCUUGGUUAUGGCAUUUAUACCAUUGCAAAUAGUCUAAUAAUUUUACUCAUCACAUUGAAUGUUGUUGUUUAUCCAUUGGCCUAUUUGGGUAAAAAAUCUGGACAAGAAGACAUCCUAUCAUCAUCACCUUCUGAAGGGCCAUAUUGCCGCUUCUCACUUGCUCAGCUCCAAUUAGCAACCAGAAACUUUGAUGACGGAUUGGUCAUUGGAAGUGGUGGAUUUGGUAACGUUUAUAAAGGACUCAUUAAUGGAGGAACAACCACAGUUGCCAUUAAGCGGAUGAAACCAAAGUCUAAGCAAGGCCAAAAUGAGUUUUUGAUGGAGAUUGAGACGAUUUCUAAAUUUCGACACCAGCAUCUUGUUAGCCUUCUGGGCUACUGUGACGAAUUCAAUGAGAAGAUCCUGGUGUAUGAGCAUAUGGAGCAGGGUACACUUGCUAAACAUCUAUACAAAAAGAAUACUAAAGAUAAUGGAAAUGUUUGUCAUAUGCCGUGGGAGCAAAGGCUCAAGAUUUGCAUUGGUGCUGCCCGUGGAUUGGAUUACCUCCACACUGGUAUUCAAGGUGGUGUCAUACAUCGAGACGUGAAGACCGUGAACAUUUUGUUGAACAAGGACAUGGUGGCUAAGGUUUCAGAUUUUGGAUUAUGUAAAAUGGGCGCCACAAGCCAAUCUGUUUCCCAUGUUAGCACUGCUGUUAAAGGCACAUUUGGUUAUUUUGAUCCACAUUAUUUCUUGACCCGCAAACUAACCAAGAAAUCAGAUGUGUAUGCCUUUGGCGUGGUGCUCUUAGAAGUGCUUUGUGGGAGGCCAGCAGUGGAUUUAAGUCUCGAAGAGGAGCAACAGAGUCUAUCCUUUUGGGCUCAAGGCUGCCUCAAAGAUGGAAAACUUGAUGAAAUUAUUGACCCCAUUUUGAGGGAUCAGCUACUAAUACUAUCAAAAAGUCUUGAUGUGUUUGCAGAAGUUGCGAGGAAAUGCCUGCACAGGCGUCCAAAUGGACGCCCUACAAUGGCUGAUGUGGUGGUGAGCCUUGAGCGUGCAUUGGCAUGCUUACAAGAUGAUCGGUGCAAGGAUUCGUCAACAACACAGGAUAACGAGGACGUUGUCAAUGUUGAUGCUGCUGAUGAGGAUAAAGAGAAUGUUCUCAAUCUUGGUGGGGCUGAGGAAAAGAAAAAUGAUGAGAUUAUUCAACUGGAUGAUGAUGCCCUUUCAGCUGAAGUCCCCAGCCCAUCCACUGCAGUGCAGUAUACUGAGAAGAUACCCCUAAGCAAGAAGAGGGCACUGGGAAUGCUCACCAAGGUGUUCCACAAGAUCAGUACUGCACUUUUACCCAGAACUGUGGAUUUUGGGUGGACUGAUAAAACAACCAUCAGCAAUAUAAGGGCCUUCAGUUUUUCAGAGUUGAGGAUGGCUACCAGAAAUUUCAGAAGGGAUUCAUUGUUAGGACAAGGGGGUUUCGGCAAAGUCUACAAGGGUUGGCUUGCUGAGAAGACGUCAUUACAGAACGGUUUUAAAGAAGACGUCAUUGCCGUCAAGGAGUGGGAUUCUAACAACCAUGGAGGUUUUAAAGAGUGGCAGUGUGAGAUCAACAUCCUAAGUCGUCUGUCCCAUCCCAACGUUGUUAAGUUAUUGGGAUUCUGUUGUGAGGGUAAAAGGCUAUUUCUUGUCUACGAGUUCAUGCAGAAAGGCAGUUUGGACAACCAUCUUUUUGGAAGGGGGGCUGGUUGUCAGCUACUUUCGUGGGAGAUAAGACUUAAGAUCUUAAUAGGAGCAGUACGAGGGCUGGCAUAUUUGCACUCAUCCGAACCGCCAAUAAUACAUAGAGAUUUCAAGGGUUCAAAUAUAUUGCUUGACGCUUCCUACAAUGCCAGGAUCGUGGACUUUGGUUUGGCAAGACUUGGUCCUACAACUACUGAAGAAACACAUGUGUCAACACGGAUUAUAGGCACAUUGGGCUAUAUUGCUCCGGAGUAUGCUUUGAUAGGGAAACUAUAUGCGGCUAGCGACGUGUAUGCUGUUGGUGUUGUAAUGGCUGAGGUGCUAACAGGCUUGAAAGCACUUGACCCUCGUCGUGAUGAGGAGAGUCUCAGUCUGGUUGACUGGAUCCAACCAUAUUUCGCUGGUGAAAGAAAGUUCGUAAGCAUUAUGGACAGCCGCUUAAAAGGGAUGUAUCCUGCCAAAGCUGCAUGGCAAAUCGCCCAGCUUACUCUAAAAUGUCUUCAACCUGAACCCAAAAGAAGGCCAUCCAUGCAACAAGUGGUGGAGAUACUGGAGAGCAUUGAAAAUCCAAAACAGCCGAGCUGAAGCCAUGCAUUGAUUUGUUGAGUAUGGAAUUUGAUUGGUUAUAUAUGAUGUGGUCUUUUAAGAGACGGGUUAUUUUGUUUUGGUGGGAGUUUGAUAUAUGCAUAGGCCCUUGUGAGAUUGAAAAAAAAUAUUGAAUUUUUCUCAUAUUUACAUACACAUAUUUAUGGAGGUGUAACACAUAUAUUGCAAGUGCAAAUCCCUACAAGUGUUAUUGUACGGGGUGGUUUGUAGGUUUGGUUUGGAGAUUUUAAUCUCUUCAGGGUAUGACUAUAAGUAUUAG
This is a messenger RNA of Diospyros lotus (date-plum), 4806 nucleotides long. RefSeq names its product receptor-like protein kinase FERONIA. NCBI's taxonomy places the organism in Eukaryota, Viridiplantae, Streptophyta, Magnoliopsida, Ericales, Ebenaceae. The record is from RefSeq and is a predicted model, not a curated record. Gene Ontology annotation, biological process: protein autophosphorylation. Bases 1149 to 4526 code for a protein of 1125 amino acids. Gene Ontology annotation, cellular component: plasma membrane; plasmodesma. The transcript is spliced from 8 exons. Gene Ontology annotation, molecular function: ATP binding; transmembrane receptor protein tyrosine kinase activity.